GAAGUAGAAAGAACUGCUUCCGCUGUGUACUUGCCUGUAGCAUUUGGAACGCAUGUUACUGCGCAUUAGAACGCGGAAAUAAAUGUUUUAGAUUAAAAAAAGAACAAUAUCUGCCUGCUCUGUCACUCCACUGUUGGCGAGGACAAGCAAUAUCUGAGGAUUGUGUGUGCCACUGCACCUAGAAGUACAAAUAAUCCAUGCAUGCGAUGUGUGAGCAUUCUAUCCUGUCUCAGGUUCAGCACAACCGGCAUAGAGAGUUUCAGGUUGUCUCCUAGCUUCUAUGUCUUUCCGCCGGGAACUUCGUGCUCUGCGCUAUAUUCAGAGAGGUGAUGUGCUCAAACUGAAGUCUUAUCUCCGCCGGCACAGGCACUUGAUCCUUGACCAGCCUCUGCCUGAUGGCUUGAGUCUUCUACAUGCUGCCUGUGCGUUUCAUGAGGAUGCAUGUGCCCUGCUUCUAUUGCGCAAAGGAGCAAACCCUUUAAAUAGCGACUCUGCAGGAAACAAUGCUCUGCAUGUGGUAGCUAAGGAGGCAAAGAGUGGUUGGAAGGAGGCAUACAAAGACCUUGUUGUCCCAAUACUCAAGAGAUGCCCGAGAACCCUGGAUGCCCCAAAUUUUCAGGGUACCACCCCAAGAGACAUCCUGAGACAAGUAGAACAUCUAAUUUUUGACCAACCCCAGCAAGCAUGUUCCAUGUGGACACAAAGAGACCCCUCAUCUCCAGAUAUGGCAGACUGGAACAUGAAGAUAAUGGCAGAGAGCAUGGAUGAGUAUCAGGAGAUGUAUGGACUUUAUGAGGAUGACUGUUUGGAAACCCUACCUGAACCUGAAACUUUUGAGGACUGGGCUGAUCGAAUUUACAGGGAGUACCAGUCUAGGCAUUGUCAGUCACGGCACUAUGGAACCAAAGCACACAAGGGUCCUGUUGGAAAUACAGUAAAUAUUUUGGAGGAGCAAAAAUAUCUAGACAGACAAAAACAAAUGGCAAAUGAACUUCGCAAUGCCCAAAGGCAGCGGUAUCAAAAACAGUGUGAGGAAGUCUUUGGAAGAGUGGGCUCAGACAGAGACGGUGACAUGAAACUGGCAGAUGUGGAAGGAUGGGACACUGAAAAACACAGAGAAACAUUCAUAGAAACAGAUACAGGAAGGGGAGAAGACAAUAAAGAUAAUGGGCCAGGUACCAAUCUGCUUGGGUUCAAUGACAUACCUUGGCCUGUGCGAGGAGGCACUGCUGAGGAGAUGGCACAGUAUAUAGCAGCAGGUGCAAACCCUUCAACCCCUACUACAUAUAGACGUUACCUUCGGACACAACAGGUAACAUGGCAUCCUGAUCGCUUUCUUCAGCGAUGUGGAAGUCGUCUUCGAGCAAGAGAUAGAGAACGAGUGCUUGGGACUGUUACAGCUUUGUCACAAGAACUUAAUAGGCUGGCAGAACAAGUAAAAUGACACAUACUUUUUCACAUAAUGUGAUUUUUUGGGACUUUUUAUCUGCAUUCACAUUCUGAACAAAAAUGAUCCGUCUCUUCUCCAGUAUUUAUUUAUUUUUUUUCUGCAUCCUUCCUAUUUCUUUAUCUAUCUCACCGGGGGUUAUUUAAUAACACUGGACAGUAAGGGCUGUGGCACACAUAGGGAGUAGUCGCCCACGACAAAUCUCCCUUGUCGCAGGCGGCUAAUCUCCCCGAAAUGCCAUCCCACCAGCGAUGGAAUGGCAUACGCGGUGCCGCAAUUUGCCUGAAAACGUGGAAGUUUCCUCUCAAGGCGCCGCGUAUGCUAUCCCACUGGAGAUUUACAUUUCGGGGAGAUUUGUCGCGGGCAACUAAUCUCCCAUAGUGCCAGAGCCCUAACCAGUAGCAACCAGUCAUUAAUUAGCUUUCUUCAGCCAGCCACUGGUAGAAAAAUAAAAGCAAAAAUGUGAUUGUAUGCCAUUUGUUACAGCCCAUGUGCAAAUUUGCCCACUGUUGAGUGCCACUGUUUAACUUCUGUGAAUUUUAUACACAGAUGUAUAACUUAACAAAUGUUUAAAUGCAUUAAAAAAAUAUAUUCUUUAUUGCUAUAGACAACAA
This is a messenger RNA of Xenopus tropicalis (tropical clawed frog), 2061 nucleotides long. It is a transcript of the gene nfkbil1, whose product is annotated as NFKB inhibitor like 1. Gene Ontology annotation, cellular component: nucleus. The transcript has 6 exons. The record is from RefSeq and is a predicted model, not a curated record. Gene Ontology annotation, biological process: negative regulation of canonical NF-kappaB signal transduction; regulation of gene expression. NCBI's taxonomy places the organism in Eukaryota, Metazoa, Chordata, Amphibia, Anura, Pipidae. Bases 281 to 1444 code for a protein of 387 amino acids.